AUGACUCCUAGAAUUGCAUUUGUGAGCUUGCUCUCAGUCCUUUGCCUUUUUGAUGGGUGUUUAUGCGCUACAUACUCAAAUGUCUUUGUUCGUGGCGGCUCUGAAAUUGUACCUUUAGAAUACAUCAAUUAUGGUGCGCCUCAAGUAGCCCAAAUAUCUGCAGCUCCUAUUGAUUCGGUAGUUUCGUUACAAAAUACCCUAAACCCUUGCGUCAUCAACGCGCCGAUCCCCGCGUUGGCGCCAAUAGGUUCCACGGCUAAUGCUCAAAUUGUUGCUUACAAGCCACCGGUCGCUAAUGUGCCUGUCGUAUUAGCCAAUAAGGAUGAUACAUUUGGUUACCAAUAUUCGUAUGCAGUUUACGAUGAUGGCACGGGUGAUAAGAAGACACAAAGUGAACAAAGCGAUGGCUCAGUAGUUCAAGGACAGUACUCUUUUAUUCAACCUGAUGGUUACAGACGAGAUGUCGUUUACACAGCUGAUGACUUGAAAGGAUUUAACGCCGUUGUAAAAACGGUAUCACCUGAACCCGAAAUUAUUAAUAAGGACGUAGCAGUGGAACCAGCUGAAAUUAAUGGGACACCUUGCAAGGAACCAAACAAAGAACAAUUAGUAGAAGCACCGAGAGACGAAGGCAAAACAACUGAGCCGUUAGAAGAAGUUACGGAAGCUGUAGAUAAUAAUGAAACAAAGAGUGAUGAAAAAUCAACCGAAGAAGUAACUGCUCCUAGCACAGAAGCAUCAACAUCUACAGAUCCAGAGCCAAAUGUUGUAGUAUCAUAUAGCGAUUUUAUAAAUUGCCUUCAAUCUAAAAGGAUAGCGGGUGCAAAGAGUGCAGUUUCUCCUUUGACGUACAUCCUCAUUCCAUCCCUGAAUGGACGACAAAAAUCUUGUUCUGGACCGUUGACAUCAAUCAACUCUGAUUUGUUUUAUACAACACACAAAAUGUUCAGCAAAAUCGUAGCUUUCGGCGCCUUCUUGGCUGCGGCCAACGCUUAUGGACACGGCCACGCCGUAUCCUCCCAAAGCAUUGUUCACCACGGUGGACACUAUGGUGCUCCUCUGGCCCAUGCCGCCCCAUUGGCUCAUGCUGCACCUUUGGCAUACGCUCCCGUAGCAUACGCUGCUCCUGUCGCACACUACGACGGUCAUGACACCUAUGCGCACCCGAAAUACGACUUCGCGUACUCGGUAGCGGACCCACACACGGGGGACCACAAGUCGCAGCACGAGAGCCGCGACGGCGACGCGGUGCACGGCUCCUACUCGCUGGUGCAGCCUGACGGCUCCGUCCGCAGCGUGCACUACACCGCUGAUGACCACAAUGGAUUCAACGCAGUUGUCCACAACUCCGCCCCAUCAGUGCACCCCGCCCCAGCCUACCACCAUUACUAAACAAUGACCAUUGCCUUACGAUUCCCAAUUAUUUAUUCUAAUGUAAAUAUUGCUGUGUUAAAGUUGUAAAUUUGUAAAUAAAGUAUGAAUGAUUAAAA
Molecule: messenger RNA, 1490 nt
Organism: Zerene cesonia (dogface butterfly)
Lineage: Eukaryota; Metazoa; Arthropoda; Insecta; Lepidoptera; Pieridae
Exons: 8
Coding region: 1-1392 (463 amino acids)
Cellular component (GO): extracellular matrix
Source: RefSeq, a predicted model, not a curated record